This is a messenger RNA of Daucus carota subsp. sativus, 1804 nucleotides long. Its product is annotated as rhomboid-like protein 15. The transcript is spliced from 13 exons. Gene Ontology annotation, biological process: endoplasmic reticulum unfolded protein response. The coding region runs from base 153 to 1382 and encodes 409 amino acids. NCBI's taxonomy places the organism in Eukaryota, Viridiplantae, Streptophyta, Magnoliopsida, Apiales, Apiaceae. Gene Ontology annotation, molecular function: serine-type endopeptidase activity; ubiquitin-specific protease binding; misfolded protein binding. Gene Ontology annotation, cellular component: endoplasmic reticulum membrane; Hrd1p ubiquitin ligase ERAD-L complex. The record is from RefSeq and is a predicted model, not a curated record.
GGUUCGACCCGGUUGAGUCUGAAUUUGGACGAAGAGCCAGAGAAAUCUUGUACCAACCGGAAAGUGAUGAGAGCAGUUCAUAUAGAGACUAAUUAGUAAUUCCAGUGGGGAUUCGUAAAUACAACUCACUGCAAAUACACUUAACGUACAAAAUGAGAUCAAACAUCGUCACUGAGGCUGGAUUGCCUACUAGGAUAGGGCAAUGGUGGGAAGGCAUCCCAUUCCUUACUUCUGUAGUGAUUAUUGUAUGUGGGGCUAUAUACGUGCUAUGUCUUUUUGCUGGAUACGACUCUUUCCAGGAAGUAUGCUUUUUACCUGUCGCUGUUAUAUCAAGGUUUCAAGUUUACAGGAUUUACAGUUCUGUAAUAUUUCAUGGGUCGCUACUGCAUGUGUUAUUCAACAUGUUGGCAUUUGUUCCACUUGGUUCUGAGCUGGAGAGGAUCAUGGGAUCUAUCCGCUUGUCGUACAUCACAAUUCUGUUGGCCACAAGCAACGCUCUAUUAAAUCUUCUUAUUGCCGCUUUGUUAGCACAUAACCCUUUUUACCCUUUUCCAAUUUUCAUGGAUGAGUGUGCCAUUGGUUUCUCAGGAAUACUGUUUUCUAUGAUUGUUAUAGAAACAAGUCUAAGUGGAGCUCAACAUAGAAGUGUAUUUGGACUAUUUAACGUGCCUGCUCAAUGGUAUGCAUGGAUCUUAUUAGUUGUCCUCCAGCUUGUUAUGUCCAACGUGUCAUUACUGGGGCAUUUAUGCGGCAUUUUGUCUGGAUUUGCAUAUACUUACGGCUUGUUCAACUUUCUUGUGCCGGGACCAUCCUUCUAUUCAUCAAUUGAAUCCUCGACAUGGCUUUCAACCUGUGUAAGGAGACCAAAAUAUAUAAUGUGCACUGGUGGAAACCCUUCAGGAUAUCUUCCCACAUAUACGAAUCAAAAUGUGUCUAGUGGAUUGCUCUCUGGAAAUAUAUGGAGGAACCUCUCUUCAUGGAUGCCACAAAGAGGGACUUCCGCUCAGUCAGCAGAUGAUAGCAGGUUCCCUGGGACGGGCAGAACUCUUGCUUCUGGACGGAAUACCAAUGCUUCUACUGUAAACUCUGACUUGGGCUUACAAGCUAAACUCUUGGAUAGUAGCAGCAGUCCAAACGAUUUAUUAAACACAGCAGUUGGAGCUCCACAGCCAAUACUUGAUGGAAGGAGGCCAGUGGUAGAGAAUGGUGCCACCGCAGCAGCUACAGGACUUCAAGGCCAUCAGGUUCCAGUUGUGUCUGAUGAAGAAAUUAAUAAACUUGUCGCAAUGGGAUUUGAAAGGACACAGGUUGAAGUUGCACUGGCAGCUGCUGAUGGAGAUCUAAAUGUAGCUGUUGAAAUUCUCAUGAGCCAAGAGGGGUAAAUGGCAGCAGAGGAAGCAUAUUCACUAAUAUUCAAGAGGGCCUCCUUCAAAUUUAAACCUUUCUUCAUUUUGGUCUUGGUUCGCUGCUAUCAAAUUCUAUAUCAGGAACCUUUUUGUUCAUAGUGCUGUUCAAUCUGCACAGCUCUAACAGUCACUUGACAUUUCUCUAUGUACUUCUAUCCUUUUCUUGUUAUGGGUCAGUCUAUGUGUGUGCAGGAUGUAUAGCAAAUGUAAUGCACAAUUAUGAGAAAGUUCAAACAAGCAGUUAGAAAUUUGACAAAUUCUCCGACCAACCGGCCAAAUCUUUCCUUGCUAAUUUGUCUGCCUUCCCCCUUCCUUGAAGGGAACAGACAUAUUUGAGAUAAUCUGCAUCCAUUGCACUUGUAAAAUGUUUUUUUUAGCUAGUUCAUUUUUUGCUCCUC